Uncinocarpus reesii 1704 is the source of this 5820-nucleotide messenger RNA. RefSeq names its product sulfite reductase beta subunit. NCBI's taxonomy places the organism in Eukaryota, Fungi, Ascomycota, Eurotiomycetes, Onygenales, Onygenaceae. Gene Ontology annotation, biological process: sulfate assimilation; DNA-templated transcription. The record is from RefSeq and is a predicted model, not a curated record. Gene Ontology annotation, molecular function: FMN binding; sulfite reductase (ferredoxin) activity; iron-sulfur cluster binding. The coding region runs from base 1 to 5820 and encodes 1939 amino acids. Gene Ontology annotation, cellular component: sulfite reductase complex (NADPH); nucleus. The transcript is spliced from 8 exons.
AUGAGCGUCAAGACAGCGGGAGAAGCAGCCGCAAGGAUUGCUUACCUGUCGAGCGACCUGGUACUGUCAGUCCAGCCAUCGCUACAAGGGGAAUCGACCUUCUCUCGGCAAUUGAAGCAGCUAUCCGCUGACAAUGUCCGUGCUGUGCGGCAGAAUGAGGAUCCUCUGCUCUCUGCAUUCCAUCCGCUCCAAAAUGGUACCUACGUGUCUGUGACGACUUCCUCAUCCAUUCUGCUUUCGUCAACUCCGCACCUAUACCGGCUUGCACAGUACCCUAUAGUCCUCCAUGUCUCUCUGGAGCCAGCCGCUUUCCCGGAUUUCUCCGUUAUCAGUUCGAUUAGACAAUGCGGUUUCUCGUUCCUGCACUCUCAAACCGUGCAGGAGGCGCAAGAUAUGGCAUUGACAUCCCAUGCUUUGGCGAUUAAAUCCGGAAAGGGUGUCAUUCAUUUCUUUGAUGCGAGCAAUUCCACCGAUGAUCAGCCCAUUGCGGAAGAAGACCCGGCGUUUGUUAGGGAUAUACUUGACCUAAAUAGCGCGAGAGCGAUCCAUCAACCCGGUGUGUCGCAAACCAUUUACGCGAGUUCUGGGCGUGUCGCGACGGUGGAAGAGCAGGGCUUGGCCGCUGCGCAGAGUCAACCAUUGGCAACGCCUGAGCUUUCAAUUCCAUCGAAAGACGUGCCCAGUACAGAGGCCUCAUCUAUCGUUUCCUCCCAAAGGGAGAGCGUUGCCGGAAGUACCGUUCCCAGUUCUGCUGCGACGACUGUUGAAGCUCCAACUAGAAGGCCUGUAGAUGCGUCCGAUAUCUUCCAGAUCACAACACACAUAUGGGACUCAUUGGCCGCACGAACGGGAAGAAGUUAUCAUGCCAUCGAAUACAGUGGCCCCCAGGAUGCUAAACAGGCUUUGUUUAUUUUUGGAUCCACCGGGGUCUUAGUCAAUGCCCUCAGGAACUCCAGCAGCAGGGAAGAUUUCAAGGGCGUCGGAGUGAUUACAGCUCGCCUAUAUCGCCCAUGGCUUGGUAUCCAAAUAUCCCGAGCGAUCCCAAACUCACUGGAAAGGAUCGCGGUGUUGGAACAGGUUCGCAGGACCACCAAGUGGGGACCAUGCUUCCUGGAUCUGCUGUCUAGUCUGGCUCCUCAAGCUCUGAUUACGAAUAGACCUUUGUUAGUUAGCUUUAGGUUGGGGUAUGUUGAGCCUGCUACUGCGGAUCAGGCCCUUCGAGGUAUCUUCCAAAAUUUGACUGCCUCAUCUCCCAUUCAAAACCUGGAGGUAGGCGUUCAAAAAGGAAGCGCCGAAUUAGAUGCAAGCUUGCAGUUGAAACCAAAUGCGAACGAAAACGCGUACACCAAAAUCCUUACCCAGCUUUUCGACGGCCGCUUGCACGUUGCCAACCAGCUUGGCUCUCAGAACGCUGGAAUUUCGGCAACUAUUUCCGCCAGCCCGGAAUAUGGCUUUGGCUCAUUGAUUGCGCGAAUGGAACGGAGACAGCGUUUUGUUCGCGAAGUCCAGGAAGCUGUCAAAUCCAACAAGUUUGCCACGGAUGUCCCUAAAGACUGGUUAUCAAAGUGGGCGAUAAAUGCGGCCAAUUCGACUAAAAGCAAUCAGCUCGCCCCAGAUGUGAUCGCUCGUUUGUUGGUGGAUGGUUCCAGCCUUUCCAAAGAUCUUCUCGCUUCAAAGCAGUUUUUCUUCACGGAGUCACAAUGGCUCAUUGGAUCCGAUGCUUGGGCCUAUGACCUGGGUAAUUCCGGAGUACAUCACGUUCUUGCCUCUGGAGCAAAUGUGAACAUGCUUAUUAUCGACUCUCAGCCCUACUCUGAGCGUGAUGCAGCGGAUCCCACGAGAAGGAAGAAAGAUAUCGGUUUAUAUGCUAUGAACUAUGGCAAUGCGUAUGUGGCCUCCGUUGCCGCGUAUAGCUCGUAUACGCAGGUUUUGCAGGCAAUUGCAGAAGCGGAUCAGUUCAAUGGCCCGUCAGUAAUUGUCGCUUAUCUUCCAUAUAGCAAAGAAGAUGACUCUCCAUUGACCGUGUUGCAAGAGACCAAGAAAGCGGUCGACUUGGGAUACUGGCCCUUGUAUAGAUGGAAUCCGAACAACGCUGAAAAGGGUGAACCCAACUUUGCGUUAGACUCCGAGCGAAUCAAGAGAGAGCUCGAAGAAUUUUUGCGCAGAGACAACCAGCUUACUCAGAUAAUGAACCGCAAUCCUAGGUUCUCCGCAGCUUUAUCGGAGUCCUACGGCUCUGAAGUACGCACUUUGCAAAAGCGGGCUGCGAAGGAUGCAUAUGACAAGCUUUUGGAGGGUUUGUUUGGAGCUCCUCUCACCAUCUUAUUCGGAUCAGACAAUGGCAACGCAGAGAAUCUGGCGAAGAGGCUGGGCAACCGUGGUAAAGCCAGAGGCUUGAAGACACUUGUUAUGGCCAUGGACGAUUACCCAGUUGAAGAUUUAGCCACCGAAGAGAAUAUCGUAAUUAUCACCAGCACGGCAGGUCAGGGAGAAUUUCCUCAAAACGGGCGCAACUUCUGGGAAACCGUCAAGAAUUCUGCAGACCUUGACCUCAGUUCGAUUCGCUACUCUGUUUUCAGUCUUGGCGAUAGUCAUUAUUGGCCACGAAAGGAAGACAGGAUCUAUUAUAAUAAACCCGGCAAGGAUCUGGACAGCCGUAUCUCUUUCCUUGGAGGAAAGCUGCUUACGGAGAUUGGCUUGGGUGACGAUCAAGAUCCGGAUGGGUAUCAGACCGGCUAUCAGGAAUGGGAACCCAGACUGUGGCAGGCACUUGGUGUGGACAAGGUUGAAGGUCUGCCUGAAGAACCACCGCCGUUGACAAACGAAGAUAUCAAGAUCCAAUCCAAUUACCUUCGAGGGACCAUCGCUGAAGGGCUCAAAGAUACCUCCACGGGUGCAAUCUCUGCUUCCGAUCAACAACUUACCAAGUUCCAUGGCACAUAUAUGCAAGACGAUCGUGAUAUUCGAGACGAGCGAAAGGCUCAAGGGCUUGAGCCCGCGUACAGCUUUAUGAUUCGCUGUCGUUUGCCGGGUGGUGUUGCAACUCCUUCCCAGUGGUUGCAAAUGGAUGCCAUAAGCAGUGCAUAUGGAAAUGAGACCAUGAAGCUCACAACUCGACAGACGUUCCAAUUCCAUGGCGUCGUCAAGGGAAAGCUUCGAGCAGCGAUGCAGGCGAUUAAUAGGUCGUUAAUGAGCACCAUAGCUGCUUGCGGUGAUGUUAACAGGAACGUCAUGUGUAGCAGUCUUCCGGAGCUCUCCGCAUAUCAUCGCGAAGUGCACGAAAUCUCGAAAAGAAUCAGUGAUCAUCUCUUACCCGCCACUACUGCUUACCACGAAAUUUGGCUCAAAGACGAGAACGACAAAAAGGUUCAAAUUGCUGGAGAUGCGGUCGUGGAUCAUGAACCGCUUUAUGGCCCAACUUAUCUUCCCCGCAAGUUCAAGAUAACCAUUGCGAUACCGCCACAUAACGAUACGGACGUGUAUGCGCACGAUAUUGGCCUUAUUGCGAUCAAAGGGGCGGAUGGACACCUCGAAGGAUUUAACAUCCUAGCUGGUGGCGGCAUGGGUGUGACGCACAAUAACAAGAAAACAUACCCUCGCACAGGUAGUAUGUUUGGGUACGUUCCCGCUAGCGAGGCUCAUAUUGUUUGCGAGAAGAUCAUGUUGGUGCAACGCGAUCAUGGUGAUAGAAAGAAUCGGAAACAUGCUCGUCUAAAGUACACCAUUGACGACAUGGGGGUGGACGUUUUCAAGGGUAAAGUCGAGGAGCUUCUUCCUGGCGGACUUCGAUUCGAAACACCUCGCCCGUUCAAAUUUGACUCCAACGUUGAUACUUUUGGCUGGCAAAAGGAUGAGUACAAUCUUAACCACUUCACAUUCUUCAUCGAGAAUGGGCGUAUCGAGGACACCGCUGAUUUUCAAAUGAGAACCGGGCUGCGUGAACUCUCUAAGCUCGAAAAGGGAGAAUUCCGUUUGACUGGGAACCAGCACUUGAUUUUAUCAAAUAUCAAGGAUGAGGAUCUUCCGGCCAUCAAGCAACUCAUGGCCGCGUAUAAGCUGGACAACACCUCUUUCACUGGUCUCCGGCUUUCCUCGUCGGCUUGUGUAGCCUUCCCUACAUGUGGCCUUGCGAUGGCUGAAUCUGAACGCUACCUUCCCAUCCUCAUUAGCAAGCUUGAGUCAACUCUUGAAGAAAACGGCCUGGCGCGAGAGAGCAUUGUCAUGCGUAUGACUGGAUGUCCCAAUGGUUGUGCCCGUCCUUGGCUUGCAGAAGUCGCAUUUGUGGGUAAAGCAUACGGUGCUUACAACAUGUACCUUGGCGGAGGGUAUCACGGGCAGCGCUUAAAUAAGCUGUAUCGUGCGUCAAUUAAAGAAGAAGAAAUCCUGGAUAUCAUGAAGGGCUUGUUGAAGCGUUAUGCGCUAGAGCGGAACGCGGAUGGAGGUCGUGCAGAGCGAUUUGGAGAUUGGUGUAUUCGUGCAGGUAUUAUCAAUGAGACGACCGAAGGCAGAAGAUUUCACGAAGGGACUCUUUUACCUACUGGAUACCUCUGUGGUUGUUUUGGCCGGAUUUCUGCUGCUGGUUAUGAAGUCAAGUCGGAAACCUUUGCUCUUGGUAGCUUUGACCUUAUCGAUAAGGAGCUAAAAAUUGUGAGCUCAAAAGGGAGUCUGAAGCGCCCACCAGUUUUGUUCGUAUGGUUCCUGGUUAAUUAUAUUCUCGCUGAAACCGAGACAUUGGACAUGAUCAUGUUUUCUCGUGCUCUCAUGACCUGGACCCAAGACCAUAUUCCGACCGACAACGAUUCUACGUCUGACGACCCGGUCAUCGCAUCCUACGACAUUUUUAUCACCGAUGCCCAAGUUCGUCGUUUUCUGCUCCAGUACCCCGACCGCUCCCUGGCCCAACCAUAUAGCGACCUAACCCUGCAAAAACCCACCGAGUUUCGAUUAAAGCCCAAGACUGGACUUGUUGAAGUCGACAUCCCCAUCAACACGCGCAUCAACUACGACGAAAGCAAGGGGCUGCGGUAUGGGAAUGCGCUGAAGAAGAGCCGGGUCCUUCAGGAGGGUGGUACACACGGUCUGGCCGGCGGGUUCAAUACGGGUGGUGUAGCAGCUGGGCGGGCGAAAUUGGAGAGCGACUCCGUGGGCAAAGAUUACUGGAAUGAUGGGAAUGGCGGAGAAUAUGAGGAUCUGGAAGAUGAGGCGAUUAAGGCGGGUCAUAUCAUGACUACUCAGACUCUAGGGGGGAGGAUACAAGAGACGAUGGACGGUGAUCCAAUCUAUAUGCUUGGUGCUUUUAAAGAAAACGAGCUUCAUCUCGCUCCCCUGUCAGCAAUUGUGCAGGUCCGUCCCCAGCUUCACCAUCUCGAUGCUUUUGACGAAGUUGCCAUCAAAAGCAAGGCUAGUGCGAAAGGCAAGAAAGAUUUGGAAGACGAAGGCGGGCCCCGCAGUGCGCCGGAAGCCCGAGCGAUUGAUGUCAAAGUCAAAUCGGCCGAAGCAGAGCAGACUGGAGGACAACGGAAUAACGAACUCUUGAAGCGAAUGCAAGAUGAAAAAUGGGAGAAGUAUACCUGGAUCGAUGAGAAUGACGAAGAGUCGUGGGAUAAAUACGAAGAAUAUAUGUUCAAUCGAACAAUCGAAGAACCUCCGCAGCUUGAGUCCGCCAUUGAGCCGGACGACUACAUCGACGGCAUGAGCGCACCUCGGGUGGACCCCACACGUCCGGAUAUGACUGGAUGGGCGAUGAGAGCGAGACGGAAGAAAAGGGGGCUGCCAGAGAAGGCUCAAGCGGACGACGAUAUCGUGAUGGAGACGGCAUGA